AUGGAAGAAAUACCAGUAAAAGUUGCUGUAAGAAUUAGACCUCCACUUUGCAAAGUUCUUCAUAAUCAUCAAGUUUGUGUGAGAGUAAUUCCAAACACCACGCAGAUUAUCAUUGGGAAAGACAGAGUCUUUACUUUUGAUUUUGUUUUUGGCAAAACUUCCACUCAGGAUGAAGUUUAUAAUACAUGCGUAAAGCCCCUCGUGUUGUCACUCAUUGAGGGAUAUAAUGCAACUGUUUUUGCCUAUGGACAAACUGGAUCUGGGAAGACAUACACCAUUGGAGGAGGCCAUGUUGCUUCAUUUGUGGAGGGUCAAAAGGGUAUUAUUCCUCGAGCCAUUCAAGAAAUAUUUCAAAACAUCUGUGAAAAUCCUAGCAUUGACUUUAGUAUUAAAGUGUCUUAUAUAGAAGUAUACAAGGAAGAUCUAAGAGAUCUUUUAGAAUUGGAGACAUCCAUGAAGGAUCUUCAUAUUCGAGAAGAUGAAAAAGGAAACACAGUGAUUGUUGGAGCCAAGGAAUGCCAUGUGGAGAAUGCAGAUGAAGUGAUGAGUCUUCUGGAGAUGGGGAAUGCAGCGAGACAUACAGGUACCACCCAAAUGAAUGAGCACUCCAGUAGAUCACAUGCAAUUUUUACAAUCAGCAUUCGCCAAGUUAAGAAAAAUAUGGAGGCAGCUAAAGAUGGAUCUUGGUAUUCCCAUUGCCAUAUUGUCUCAAAGUUCCACUUUGUGGAUUUGGCUGGAUUAAAAAGAGUAACCAAAACUGGGAAUACUGGUGAACGGUUCAAAGAGUCCAUUCAAAUCAACAGUGGGUUGCUGGCUUUAGGAAAUGUUAUAAGUGCUCUUGGGGACCGACGCAGGAAGAGUUCACAUAUUCCGUACAGGGAUGCUAAAAUCACCCGGCUUCUGAAAGAUUCCCUGGGAGGCAGUGCCAAGACUGUCAUGAUCACAUGUGUCAGCCCAUCCUCCUCAGAUUUUGAUGAGUCCUUAAAUUCUCUCAAAUAUGCCAGCAGAGCACGGAACAUUAGAAACAAACCUACCGUAAACUUCAGCCCCGAGUCAGACCGUAUGAACGAAAUGGAAUUUGAGAUGAAGUUGCUUCGAGAAGCUUUGCAAAGCCAGCAGACUAGUAUCAGCCAAACUAGCGAGAUCCAUCGAAAGGGGACUCCUGAUAAAAAUAGGAUCCAGUCUCUUGAGGAGCAAGUAGCUGAGCUACAAGAAGAAUGUCUGGGUUACCAAAAUUGUAUAGAAGAAGCCUUUAACUUCCUGGUUGACUUAAAAGGUGCUGUCAGACUAAACCAAAAUCAGCAACACAAACUGCAGGAGUGGCUUAGCAUGACCCGGGAGGUCUGGAAGCCUGUCCUUACCUCUUUCCGAGAAAACCGAGAAACUGGAAACCUGGAAGAAGGAUCACAGCAUUUUACACUUCUCCAGCUCAGGAGGGAGCUUAAGAAAUGCCAGUGCGCUCUUGCUGCUGAUGAAGUUGUAUUUAAUCAGAAAGACCUGGAAGUGAAGGACCUGAAGAAUCAAGUGCAAAUGAUGGUACAGGAAAAUGAAGGACAUGUUGUAUCUUUGCAGGAAGCACAAAAAGUGAAUAGAUUGCAGAAUGAAAAAAUAAUAGAACAACAACUUCUUUUGGAUCAGCUGAGUGAAGAACUAGCAAAACUUAACCUGUCAAUGACUUCUUCAGCUAAGGAAAAUUGUGGAGAUGGGCCAGAUAGCAGGAUCCCUGAAAAGAGACCAUAUACUGUACCAUGUGAUACUCUUUUGGGACAUUAUAUUUAUAUCCCGUCGAGACAAGAUUCCAGGAAGGUGUACACGAGUCCUCCUGCGUGCUCUCCGGAUGCAAAAGUCGCUGGCUUUCGAACGCGGGGCCAGAUGCAAGAGCAAGAUCAAAUCCUUCACCACCAGUUUUCUGAUGACAGUGAAGAUGAGGAAUCAGAAGGCCGAGAGAAGUCUGUAAUUAGAUAUGGAAGUUACUCACGGAAAAAGCCAGACUCUGUUCAUUCUUCGGUCAGAUUGAAUGAUACUCAGGAUGAAACACAAAAGUCAAGGCUGAGGAAUGAAGAUUUAAAAAUGGAAUGGCUCCAGGGAAGUCAAGAGAUGAAUUUGCAAAAAUUAAAGAAUUCAGAACACAUACUUACUGAAGCUAAACAAAAAAUGAGAGAACUUACAAUUAACAUCAAGAUGAAGGAAGAUUUGAUCAAAGAAUUAAUGAAAACAGGUAACGAUGCCAAGUCCGUAAGCAAACAGUAUUCUCUGAAAGUAACAAAACCAGAGCAUGAAGCAGAACAGGCGAAAGUGGAACUAACUGAAACACAAAAGCAGCUACAGGAACUGGAAAACAAAGAUCUUUCUGAUCUUGCUGUGAAGGUCCUACAGAAGAAUCAACAGGAUAGUAAGAAAUUGGCAUCACUGUCUAUCCAAAAUGAGAACCGUGCUAAUGAACUAGGGCAGAACGUAGAUCACCUGAAGUAUCAAAAGGUACAGCCGCAAAAAAGACAUCAGGAAGAAAACGAAAAAAGUAAACAACUGGAUACAGAAAUUAAGCAGGAUCAGCAAAAAAUCGAAGUAAUAUUAUCAUACAUCCCUGCUAAGUAUAAUACGAAAUGUUAACAUUCACUUGGCUUGUGAAGUAUCUGUCCCUGACCUGCCCUUCACUGCUGUCCCUUAUUUACUUUAAAGCGUUGUUCAUCUACAUAAGAAAACCUAUUUAUUGAAUUCUGAGUAUUGUCUUGAAGGCUUUGACUUCACAAAAGAAGGUACAGCGAUAAAAUUUCCCUUAGUCCGAUCUUA
Messenger RNA from Cynocephalus volans (Philippine flying lemur), 2790 nucleotides. Its product is annotated as kinesin-like protein KIF27. Gene Ontology annotation, biological process: mitotic spindle organization; spindle elongation; microtubule-based movement. Bases 1 to 2610 code for a protein of 869 amino acids. Gene Ontology annotation, molecular function: ATP binding; microtubule binding; microtubule motor activity. Lineage: Eukaryota; Metazoa; Chordata; Mammalia; Dermoptera; Cynocephalidae. The record is from RefSeq and is a predicted model, not a curated record. Gene Ontology annotation, cellular component: microtubule associated complex. The transcript is spliced from 10 exons.